CUCUACGUCUCAUUCCUGAUAGUGCUGCAACUCUGUGAGCUUCCUGGCACAGGCAACGUGUAAAAAUAAUAAUUUUUCUCGGUAUUUCGAGAACGAUGAAGUCUACGAGGAUCAGAAAUGCCCCAAGAAAAGAAGAAAGAUCAAGACCUCCUGAUACAGUUGAGGGAGGGGAGAAUGCCCCUAGGAGGCUGCCACCAAACCUGCAAUGCUGGACACCAUCGUCUGGAGCAGCCCUGAAGCUACUCAUGGCUGCUAGAUUCUGUGCGGCUCUACUCAGUAACAUCUCAGACUGUGACGAGACGUACAACUACUGGGAACCAACUCACUUCCUGAUCUACGGGCGUGGUUUCCAGACGUGGGAGUACUCCCCAUUGUAUGCUAUACGAUCCUAUGCAUACCUAUUCCUCCAUGUGCUUCCGGGGAAGGUCUACUCUUGGAUCCUUGACUCAAAUAAGAUCCUUGUCUUCUAUUUUAUAAGAUGUCUUCUUGGCAUGAUAUGUGCUCUCUCUGAAUUCUAUUUUUAUAGGGGUGUGUGCAAAAACUUUGGUGGCAGCGUUGGAAGAUUGACGUUGGCUUUCAUGAUUCUCAGCUCUGGAAUGUUCAUCUCAAGCGCAGCAUUCUUACCGAGCAGUUUUUCCAUGUACAUGACAAUGGUGUCAAUGGGAGGAUGGUAUACAAACAAUAUACCUGUUGCCAUUCUUGCCACAGCUAUGAGUGCAUUCAUCAGUUGGCCAUUUGCAGUUGCCAUUGGAAUACCUAUUGCAGCUGAUAUACUCUUGAGGAGACAAGAUAUAGUAAACUUCUUUCAGUGGUGUGUGAUAGCUGUUGUUGCCAUUUUGAUACCACAGGUCAUAAUUGACACAUUCAUGUAUGGAAAAUUGGUCAUUGCACCGCUCAAUAUUGUUACUUACAAUGUUUUUAGUCAACAUGGUCCAGAUAUAUAUGGUGUGGAACCUUGGUCGUUUUAUUUUCUGAACGGAUUCCUGAAUUUCAAUCUCAUCUUUCCUUUUGCUCUCAUAGCUCUUCCACUUGCGAUGUUUGUGAAUUGGAUAUCCAACAGUAGUGUUGUAGGAAACAAGAAAGCCAUUCCCAUUUAUCUCACGCUAUCAUCCUUCUAUAUAUGGUGUAUUAUAUUCUUCACUAGACCACACAAGGAGGAGCGCUUUCUCUUUCCAGUAUACCCUCUAAUUUGCCUGGGAGGGGGUGUGGCAAUAUCAGCUUUACAGAAAUUAUAUCAUUGGCUCUUUACGUUUAAAAUACCUCAACAUUAUACCUACUCUUCCAAUCAUCUAGCCAUUGCAUUUACUUUUCUUUUUGGUACAUUAUCUUUAAUGAGGUCAGGACUGCUCUUUUAUGCCUACCAUGCGCCUCUAGAUCUCUAUCCCGAGUUGAAAUCUAUCGCUAGCAACCCCAAUAUUCACACCCUACCACCGGAUAAAUCAGUCAAUGUUUGCGUCGGGAAGGAGUGGUAUCGCUUUCCAAGUAGCUUCUUUCUACCAGACAAUUGGAGGUUACAGUUCAUCCAAUCAGAGUUCAGAGGUCAGCUUCCCAAGCCAUUUGAUGAAUCUGACCCUGAGGCAACAUCUAUUAUACCAUCUCAUAUGAAUGAUAUGAACAGGGAGGAAACAUCAAGAUAUGUUAAUAUAUCAAAAUGUCAUUACCUGGUUGAUCUUGACAUGCCCGAUGAGACUCCUAGAGAACCAAGAUACGCCAAUAGGACAGACGAGUGGCAGAUUGUAGCUUCCCACGCAUUCAUGGAUGCAUCUAUAUCUUACAAAUGGUGUCGGUCGUUCUACGUUCCUCUCUGCACCCGACGUUACACAUACUUCAGACAUUACAAUAUUCUUAAGACAAAGAGGAGAAAAACUGCUCCAAAACAAGGCAAGAAAAGGAAACAACCCCCAACAAAAUCAAAGAAGAGCAGUGACGACGAUGAACUUUGACCUUUGAACUGAAAUCUGAAUUUUAAAUUUUUUUUAAAGUUUGUUAUAAUGUAAAGCAGGAAGUGAUAGCCUCGAUCAUGUGUUGUAAUAAUGGUAAUGACUCGUUUUCAUUAAAAGCGUAUGACGUUUUGUAAUCUGUGAUAAUAUCUCUGUGCUUCCAAAGGUCUGAAUAAUUUUUAAUUUUAAAUAUAGCUUUAGACAUUCCUUGCUACCCAAUCGUGCAUGAAAAUUGUUCAAAACUUACAAGUAAUAACUUUAGAACUACAUGUAAUAAUAACUUAUAACAAUUAUUUUGUGGACAAAAUGAGAACAGAUCACUGAUUAGUCAAAAAGAUUACAUUAAAAGAGAAAAAGAUAUUUUUUUCUACAAAUUGUUUGUCAUUUUAAUAUCUUAGGUAAUGUAUUGUGUUACAGUUUGCUUCUUGUGUGAAAAACUUUUGAAGCAUAUAUGUUUUAUGGAUUUAAAUCAAGAGGAAGUUUCUAUGAAUGUAUUUUAUGUUUACAAAAUUUGAGUUGUGAUGAAGCAAUAUUUUUUUAAUAAAAACCAAUGAUGUUGAAAUUUAUAAAAAAAUUAAGAUGAGAAAUGAAAUAUACGGUCUUUCCAUCAUGAUGAAAAUCAUUUUGCAUGCAGAAUUGAUGACAAUUAGUUUGAUAUUAUGGAAGUAUGUAUGAAAUUGUUAUAUUCUGCAUGUUUGAGCAUGUACCUGUGGACAGAGAAAGCUCCAAUUAUGCACAGCGAACUGCGUCAUAACAUAUAAACACCUUCAUUAUAAAACCUGUAUGAUUCAAUUACAAAUCUAAUUUGAGAACCUCUUUCUAUGAAAGAAUGGCUAUAUUUUAUUCUUCAUUAUUAGUGUCUCAAAUGGAGGAAAACAAUUUCUAACAAUACAGACGUAUUUUUUCCUACCUUUUAUUUUGAGGAUGCCACCGUGGCACAAUAUUUUUGCAGGGUGUACUGAUAUUAUGAAGGAACAAUUAAUGUGAAUGUAUAGGUUCUUUUAAAGAGUUGUGUUAUUCUGCAAUGCAAACAAUGCAAUGGUUUAGAUGGUUCAACUUGUGCACUAUCAGCAAGUGACGGGCAUUGUCUAUAUAGGUUAUUCAAAUAUUUCUUCAAAAAAAAUCUCUAACAAAUGAACAUGUGUACAUGAAAGUUAAGAAUUGGGGUUGUUAAAGUUAGGGUUAGUCAGUGGGUUACAUUUCAUGUAUCUUUUAAAUGUGCUGGGCUGACAUAUCAAUUGAUGCCUUGUAACCUACUAAAAGAAAUUUGCCAAACUCUAAUGAUAAAGGGUUCUCCUGUCUGAUUUCAUCCAACCUUGGGGUCAAAUUGUUGUAAACUGCCAUCUACUAAACCAGCAAUAUGUGAUUGCCAUUAGAAAUGAGUUCAUAAUUUGGGAUAACAGGAUUACCUAGGAGGAGACAACACUUUUUUUAGUUGGAAAAAUUUCAAAUUUAUGAAAUGGGGCCCAUAAUACAAAGUUGAGCAAUCAUCUCUAGAAGAAUGCCUUCACUGUUUAUUGCUUCGACCAUAAUGUACAAUCAUAAAAAUCAAGAAUGUGAACAAUUGCAUGUGCAAUUUUUGUUAGUGCAAGAGGGCGCUUUGCGGAAUAAAAGGAGAUUCAAGGUAAUC
Molecule: messenger RNA, 3570 nt
Organism: Lytechinus variegatus (green sea urchin)
Lineage: Eukaryota; Metazoa; Echinodermata; Echinoidea; Temnopleuroida; Toxopneustidae
Gene: alg9
Product: alpha-1,2-mannosyltransferase ALG9-like
Exons: 17
Coding region: 96-1943 (615 amino acids)
Biological process (GO): protein N-linked glycosylation
Cellular component (GO): endoplasmic reticulum membrane
Molecular function (GO): alpha-1,2-mannosyltransferase activity
Source: RefSeq, a predicted model, not a curated record